Molecule: messenger RNA, 1563 nt
Organism: Fonsecaea nubica
Lineage: Eukaryota; Fungi; Ascomycota; Eurotiomycetes; Chaetothyriales; Herpotrichiellaceae
Exons: 3
Coding region: 1-1563 (520 amino acids)
Biological process (GO): carbohydrate transport; transmembrane transport
Cellular component (GO): membrane
Molecular function (GO): carbohydrate:proton symporter activity
Source: RefSeq, a predicted model, not a curated record
AUGACUGUCCCUGACCACGGAGACCAUGGUGUCGCCAACCUCGAACAUGGACGUCGCCACUUUGGAGCCAAGUUGGUAUUCAUCGUCGUCUUCAUCUGCUUCGGUUCUGCCAGCUUUGGCUUUUCCAAUUCCGUCAUCGGUUCAACCCUGGGACAGCCGUCGUUUCUGCAUGCCAUGGGCCUGGAUACGGCCAAGAAUGCAAAUGAUCUCGUUGCGGCUGUCCUGGCUGUUUUCUUCGUUGGGGGCGUCUUCGGAGCCUUUACGCAUGCCUUGCUCGCGGACCGCUAUGGUCGGAAGGUGUCUGCUUCGGUCGCAUCGGUGAUCAUGAUCGUCGCCUCUGCAGUUUGCACGGGGGCGAACAGUAUGGGCUUGUACAUUGCAUUCCGCUUCUUCUGCGGUUGGGCAGCAUAUCAAUUUCUUUGCACCAUCCCGACGUGGGUUACCGAGAUCACGCCACCUUCCCACCGCGGUGUUCUUGGGAACAUCAUUGCGGUCAACAUCGGAGUUGGCUAUGUUAUUGCUUCUUUUGGCGGGGUCGGUUUCUACUUUGUGACGGGCGAUAGUCAAUGGCGCGGCAUCACCGGACUACAGAUGCUCUUUCCCAGCCUCCUGCUCGGUGCCAUGUAUUGGCUUCCCGAAUCGCCCCGAUACCUGAUCGCCAAAGACCGACACGAGGAGGCAUUGUCUAUCUUGAAAACGCUACACUCCAGCGCAUCCCAGUCGGAUCACUUCGCUGAGAUGGAAUUUUACCAGAUUCGGAAGCAAAUUGAAUGGGACAAUGCGCACAAAAUGACAUACGUUCAGAUCUUCAAGCACCGGACCAUGAGGAAGCGAGCUUUCAUCACCAUCUGCCUAACAUGGUGCAUGGUGGGCUCUGGUGUCCUCGUCAUCAACAACUAUGGCACUGCCAUCUAUUCUGCUCUUGGCUACAACGAACUCGACACUCUUCUCUUCCUGGGCGGCUGGGUCACCAUUGUCAUGCUUGCUCCCUUGCUUUCCAUGACUUUCGUGGACAGAGUGAGCCGAACUUGGCUUUUGGCAAGCGGAUUCUUCCUCUGCAUGUGCACUUUGAUCGUCGAGGCAGCUCUGCAGGCGACUUAUCUUGGGACCACCAACUCCUCUGGUCUGGCGGGAGGCGUGGCCAUGACAUACCUCUACGUUUUCUUCUAUGUGGUUUGCCUGGACGGCCCAAUGUUCUUCUACAUUGGAGAAAUCUGGCCCUCGCAAGUCCGGGUCCAAGGAUUUGCUAUCGGUAUCGCUGCCCAGAAUCUUUCCAACAUUGUAUGGAGUUCGGCCGCCCCUGCUGCAUUUGCCAACAUUGGCUGGAAGUACUAUAUCUUUUUCAUCCUUCAGGCAUUCAUCGGAGGUGUGGCCGUUCUGAUGUACUUCCCCAACACAUUGAAGAAGCCCUUGGAGGAGAUUGCUGCCCUUUUCGGCGAUGUCGAGGAGGUGGUUGUAUUCCAGGGCGAGCUGGAUGAAUCACGCUUCGAAAACGGGCUCGGAGAGAAAGAUUUGGGCAGCAAUGCCGCGCAGGUUGAGAGUGUAGAGGUCGAGAAAAAGUGA